AUGCUCCCACAUUUCCCUCUCUUCUCACCUCUGAUUGGCGCCUUUGGCCGUGGAGCAUUCAGCACAGCAAAUAGAACGACGGCCACUGGUGGUGCAGUCACCACUAGCACUGCAGCUACAGCUUCUGCGACUACACAACAGCAAGGUUCAACGGCUCGAAGAAAGGUGUCGGUAGACGCAAAUAAAUUCCCGCGAAUGAGAUUGGAAAGCUGUGGAUCCCUGUUGGAGAGCUACGCACGAGGAUUUACAACUCCGUUGUCCUCUUCCUCUUCAUCCCUUACCAACCAGCAACCAGGACAGCAGCAACAGCAACAACGCACCGGAGGUGUUCGUAGCCUUGGCAAGUGCUCACCACAGUCGGUCACGCCCUCUUCCUCCUCAUCUAUUUCUUCUAGCAUGCCAACGGCCUUCAAGAGCCUCUCGCCUUGGUGGGCUGGUGGCGAAGUUGGCGACCGUCAACAGCAGCAGCAUCAUUUACACCACCCGGAUAAUGAGUACCUCAAUUCUCUUGUCACUGAAGAGUUACGAACUCAGCUUACGGUUAGCACGAGCCCUGAAGAGUCGCAUCAACACCAAGUUAUUAAAGACUUUGGUCAAUCGCCGUUGAGCUGUCUCCUACGUCAGAUGCAACUCUCGAAUCAACAGGCAAUGGUAGGCACUACAUCGACACCAACAGCCGCCAAACGGGGUUCAGGGCUGUUUGAUGAUGACCCACUGGGUGUGGUGACCGUCUCACCCCUUGCCAGUCCUCGUGGCGCUCCCACCUUGCCUCCACCAUCACAACAAUCUUCCACUCCUGUCGCCGUUGCUGCUGCUACCACCACCGCUACCUCUGUCUCGGGCUGCUCCACCUCCGCACCCGUCUGCAUUCCAUCAAACGGUGGCAGUCGUGGAGAAAUCGAAGCCUUUGAUUUUCCUUGCAGUUUUUGCCCUUCAUUCUCUUCCUGCAGUUGCGGUUGCUGUUGUCGAGGCCAAGGUGGAGGUGGUCAGGACUCAGCCUUCAACAGUGGUGGCACACCGACAGUUAUAUGCGAGUUUGGUGCAGUGGGCAGCACCUCCCUUCACUCAAUGACUUCGGAGGGUCAGGACAGCGCUCUCGCUCUCUCCGAGGCCAAGGACGAUACCACUCCCGACCUGCCUCUCCUCCAUGAUGCCCCUGGUACCUUUGGGUCCAUGGUAAGUUCUGCAUUAAUUGCAAAUAAACCCAUCCCCCACAUAUUGAUGCGUCCUGGUUCCACCUAA
This is a messenger RNA of Hydatigera taeniaeformis, 1242 nucleotides long. NCBI's taxonomy places the organism in Eukaryota, Metazoa, Platyhelminthes, Cestoda, Cyclophyllidea, Taeniidae. The record is from the annotation of a GenBank genome assembly.